UUUAGCCAUUUAAAUCAGCUGUUUUGGCUCAAAGACACAUCUAAAACCUGCAGGACACCGGCACUCGAGGCCUGGAGUUCCCCAACCCUGACGUAAAGGUUAAAGAUAUCCAUCUCACUGACGUCACACAGAGCAUUAUGAGUGCAAAGCUGUGGACAGAGGAGCAGUUUAACUGCCCCGUGUGUCUGGAUCUGCCAAAUGAUCCUGUCACCAUCCCUUGCGGUCACAGCUACUGCAUGGCCUGCAUUAAGGACUACUGGACUAAAGAUGACCCCAAAGGGAUCUACAGCUGCCCCCAGUGCCGUCAGACCUUCUGCCCCAAGCCUUCCCUGUCCAGGAACACCAUGCUGGCAGAGGCUGUGGAGCAGCUCCGCAAAGGAGCCCUCAAAUCUGAAGUGCGUGAAUCCAUGCGACUCGCCAAGGGGAAGCUUUCCUCCUCGGUCGUACCAUGUGACAUGUGCAAAAAUGAAAAACGAGCUGCAGUCAAGAGCUGCCUGGUGUGUAUGAGCUCCUACUGCGAGGCCCAUCUGAAGCCUCACCAGACAAAGAAAUCCCUAAAGCAGCACGAGCUCAUCCCACCGACAGGCAACCUGGCCGAAAAGAUCUGCACCCAGCACAAAUACCUGCAGGAGUUCUUCUGCCGACAGUGCAAGAUGUUCAUCUGCUGGCUGUGCACCAGCAACCAGCACAAAGGCCACGAGAGCGUGUCCACCAAGGUCGAAAGGCUGGAGAAGCAGAAAUUGCUGUCCGACCUGCAGUCAGCGAACCAACAGAAGCUGAAAGAGAGAGAGCAGGAGCUGAAAGACAUGAAGAAGAUGAUGGAACAGAUGAAGCGUUCUGCUGAUGUGGUGCACAAUGAAGCGGAGCAGGCGCUGUCGGAGCUGCUGCGCUCCAUGGAACGUCUUCAGGAGCUGCUGGAGGAGGUGAUGGAUCAGGCCAACCAGGAGAAGAUGGGCCAUGCACAAGAAGUUACAGAUAGUCUGGAGGCUGAGAUCAAGGAGCUGAAGAAAAGGGACACUGAGAUGAAGGACCUGGCAAGCUGCGAAGACAACAUCUACUACCUGCAGACAUACGAGUCUAUGUGCAGUCCUCUUGAGUCUGGGGAUCUGCCAGCUGUGAAAGUCAAUCACGAGGCUUCCUUUGAGCCUGUACGAGAUGCCAUCCUGGGUCUCAGGGAGCGAGUGGAAGAUCUAUGCAACCAGGAGCUGGGCAAGAUCACUAAAAAAGUGAAUGACACAACACUGUUCACUCUGGGAGACUCCAACCGAAGCGGACAGAAAGGAGGGAUUUUAAAAUUGUUUUCUGGUCUCAGUGCCCGCAACACAAACGCCCGUCCACAGGCUUCUACACCCACUAUCUCAAUUGGAGGUCGAAGUACAGACAAACGAGGACUUGGUAUAGGACUCAGGAGUCAAGAUGUGAGGAACAGAGACACAGCACGAGACCGAGCUAACACAAGCUCACCCAGACUGCGGGACAGACAGAGGAGAGAAGACAGAGAGAUAUUGAGGGAGCCUAACCCCAGAGCCAGCACCAGAUCCAACAUCAGCAUCGGGUCCAGCAUCAGCCACAGACUUAGCCCCAGAGCUAGCCCCACCCCCAGCCGUAGAGAAUCUCAGUCACUCUGGAGUAGGUCUAGCCAGAGCCAGGCCACAACUCCUACUCCAGUCCCAGCCAGCCUGACUCCUGCUCCUACGCCUGCUCCUGCUCCAGCACCGGCAUCUUCUGGACCUUUUAGCCGAAUGGCGUCGAUCAGCAGCAUAUUCCGCUCCAAUCGCCGUGGCACCAGCCAGGCUACUCCAGCCACACAGGCCAACAACACACCAUCCGCAGGAGGAAAUCCAUGGGGAAUGGCUGAGCUGUCUGAAACUCCCACAGAAAUUAAUCCCGGUCUCUUUUUGGAUACGCCCACUCCGGACUCCACGAAUCAUGCUCCGGCUUUCCCCGCCUUGAGGGAAAUCAGCCUUGACAGUAUUCAGGCCCCAGAGCCGAGGACUAGAGAGGAGUUCCUGCAGUACUCAGUGAGCUUGACCCUCGACUCCAACACGGCCCACAAGCGGCUGACGCUCUCUGAGAACAACACUAAAGCCACCCUGCAGGGGACAGCCCAGCUUUACCCCGAGAGCCCCCAGCGUUUUGAUGGCUGGACCCAGGUGAUGUGUGACAGCCCGCUGUAUGCCCAACGCUGCUACUGGGAGGUGGAGUGGAGAGGCCGGGGCUCCUCAACCGGCAUAGCUUACGGGGCGAUGGCCAGGAAGGGCUCGGACGCCAGGUCAGGCCUCGGAUACAAUGCCCAGUCCUGGACCCUGGAGCUGUCGGACACCUGCUGCACAGCCAUGCAUGACAAUCAGAAAAAGGACAUUCCGGUCGUGUACUGCCCCCGUGUGGGCAUCUACCUGGACCUGUCCGCGGGAACGCUGUCGUUCUACAGCGUCGCAGAGAGCAUGACCCACCUCCACACCUUCCGAGCCAACUUUACCCAGCCGCUUUAUGCCACCUUCUGGGUGGGGAGUGGAAUCGGGGUUGGGCUAGACUUCAGUUCAGGUUCUGAGAGCAUCAAGAUCUGCCCCCUGUGAAGACCAGAGAGCUGGUAAUUCACUGACUGACUUCAGAGCUGAAUUCAGGAAAAACACAAGUGUUCAUGCUGAUUGUUAGAAUGACACAAUGACUGAAAUUAUUUGCAAAGUUAUCCAUGUGUGCGUGUGUGUGUGCGUGUGUGUGUGUGCGUGUGUGUACAUACUGUAGCUUAAAUGGUCUUGGUUAGCUUCUAUUCACAAAAAACAAAGAGUGCACUGUUUUUAGCAAACAGGAGAUUUCAAUGCCUCAGAUUUUGGGUUAAUAUCAGACUGCGCAGUUAUCAUGGCGCUGAUGUCAUGUCUUCUAUAGGAAGAAAAAAUCAUCCUUAACUUUAUUUAUUCCACUUUUGUAUUUAGUUUUUUUUUGAUCAAGAUGUUUGGGUAACCAGAUGGGUGCAGGUGGUGGUUAUGACUGAGAUAUCAAAUAAGUAAACGUCAUUAUCAGAAUGUAAAAAGCAUCAGCAAAGUGUAUAAGGGCUAAAACAUUUUUAAAAAGAUGGUAUUUCAGUGUUGUGCCUAAUAAAGAAAGUAAUAAUAAUGCUUGACUGAAGUGUGAUGAACAAAUGCCACUGAUAUGUUCAUAUGUGCACAUAUGCACAUAUGUGCUGCCUGUUAACAAAAUACCAACUGCACUUCAAGCAUGCAAAAACUAGUUUAUCUAAUAUAGUCAGCCAUCUCCUCCUGGUGGAUGACCUUUGGUGUUUGUUGUUGUUGUUGUUGUUGUUGUUUUAAAGGCAUGUUGGUUACUACUAUUGCAGUUCCUCUAAUGGCCACUUAAGACUGGUUUCAAAAGUAAGUCAGUCCACAUGUACAUUCAUGUUAAAAUGCCCCAGUUUGAUUGUUUGUAAAAAUAUAACUCUUCCAUUUGGGAACUAGUAAGGCUUGGGGUUAGGGACGUGGCUGCUCUGGAUUACAGGUGAAAGAGAAUGAGAUGCCAUAUUUAUCUCAUAUUGGCUUUUCUUCAUUGCCUUCCUUUUUAUCCAGAAUCAAAUUUUAAAUCCUUCUCCUCACAUACAAAGUCUUGUAUAAUCAGGUCCCAUCUUAUAUUAAAAACCUUGUUGUACCAUAUCAGUAUUUUAUUCUCAGACGGCUAGCUAACUUGUGGUUUGCAGAGUAUUUAUAACUAGAAUGGGAGGCAGAGCCUUCAGCUUUCAGGCCUUUCUUCUGUGGAGCCAGCUCCCAGUUUGGAUUUGGGCGACAGAUGUUUUCUCUACUUAUAAGACUUUUUAAAAACUUUGUUUUAAUAAAGCAUAAAGUUAGCACUGGCUAAGGUCACCAUGAAUUCUCCUUUAGCUCUGCAUUUACUCAUUAUGUAUUAUUACUCUGGCUCUCUUCCACAGUCUGUCUUUUAUCCCAUCUCCCUCACCUCACCAUCCUCCACGUGUUAACUAAGCAAGUUAGCAUUAGCUUAGCACUUUAGUCUCUCAUCCAAAUAUGGUCAUUAACCCAACUAUCUUUUAUGUACAGUCUAUUGAAUCCACUGAAGCUAGAUGGCAGUCUUUAAAAAAACAUUUUAGUCCCAAACUUUUAAUAUCCCAUAACUAAGAGAGGGAUCAUCACAAAAUUUGCAAUAGAAUUAGUGUAUUGCAUACAGUGGACUGAAUUUACACCCAACUGCGAACCAUUUGUCUGGAAUUUAGGUCAACCUCAUCCAUUAAAUCAUAACAAAACAGUGAGCCGGGCAAUAUAUUUUUUUAUUUAUUUAUUUAAAAAGACAGACAUGAAUAAUAGGUAUGAGACAUGAAGGAAUCGCAGAACAUUUUCUCUUAUAGCCCGAGAACCUCCUGCUUCAAGGGGAUGGAAGUUAUCCAACUUUAUGAAUGUACCUUCCUUCCUCUCUGCAGUCCUGCUUUCCUAUUAAACAUUCAGCUGAAGCUCUUGUUGCCCUUUAAAGCAUUAUUGUUAAUUAGCUGCUAAAUGCAUCACAAACACGUGUAUAAGCCAGAAUAUUCAAAAUUAAGAAUAAUACUGAGUUUGGAUUCCCUUCAUGUGAAAAGCACAACAAAAUCCUACUUAUUCAAAGAUGUUAUGGCAAAAUGUUAGCUGACAUUGUUACAACACUCACAAUUAUGCUAAAUGUCUCUUAUUUAUGUAGAUCAAACUCUUUCGUCAAUAAAAUAAAGGUUAAAUACAAAAAACUAAAAGUGCAGUUACUGGAGAUGGGGGGCGGGGCAAGGUCUGGUUGGGAACAAUAGCACUGAAGGGUCACAGGGAUAAAGCACAAAGCUCUAAGUUUCCUCAUUUUUAAUGCUAUAGCGUGUCACAUGUAGCAUGUACAGAAUGAUGUCAGAUGUUUUCCUACAGAACACUCCCACCUGCUGGCCGAUACACAAACUGUAUAUAUCCAUGAGAUAAAGGAGAAACAUAUUUUUUUAAAGCAAAGAACCCUUGAAACAAAUCUGAAUUAGGUUAACAGCUAAAAUAAUAAAUUAGUGUUUUUAUUCCCUCUUUACAGCUCAAACCUGAACAUCUGUUGUCAAAGCAAGCAGUGAUCCUUAAACCUCUUAAUCCCACUAAGUGCAACUCAUGUCCAAACACAACUUAAAAAAGGAACUCAAACUAGAGCAGUGCUAGUUUCCACAUACAGCCUGAUACCAUUAAAAACACACAAACAUAAACACGCACAAACAGGCAAAACACAAAGACCUGAAGGAAAAGAUUCACCCUAUUCGUGUUUUUUGCCUGAUGUCCCAUUUGGUUUUGUCUUUGCCUUCAUCCCACCUGUCUGCCAACAGGUGCAUGCUGGGACCAGCAGACAAGGUGGUGUUUAUGCAGGCGUUGGGCAUGGCGCAUGGACGGUCACUGGACAUCCGUGCAACACUGUAAAACUGUUACAAUAUUCAUAAUACUGGCAUGUUCAGCUGCUAAACCAGCGAGUGGUUGAAGUCUCCAAGCUUGUCCUCAAGUAUUAAGUUAGAUCGCUUGUACUCUUCUCUGAAGUCAAGAAAGCAACUGCCACGCUAUGAGCUAGCAGGAUGUUCUCCUAUAACUGACAAGCCCUUGAAACAGCAAGACCCCAGAAGCCCCCCUACUCCCUCGCCCUUAUUUUCUUCUUCGUUCAUCUUUUAGGGUUUCCGCCAGUGUAUUACGAGCUCCUUAAACGCCAGAUAUUUUUGUUUUUACACAACAGCUACAUAUAUUAAUUUAGCUAAUACGUCAUUAGCCUACUGUUACUGUUAACCACUUUACACAGCCUGAAAAAAGUUGUUCAAAUUUAAUUGUUUUACUUUCUAGUUGGUAUCCAUCCACCUAUGUCCACUAAUAACAGAACCACUAGGCUUUUUUACUCUACGCUAAUGAUGUUUAGCAUGAUUGGUGCUCUCGCUUUUAAAAGCUGGAAAGCCAAAAAUAAACUCUUCAGUUUCUCGUUACCUGUUGUGUGCACAGGUGUGUCACAGCCGGUCAACGGGAGACGGUGUGUUUCCUUUUAAUCCUACUGUACACAAACUGCUUGCAAUUCAAUUACAGCUGCAGCAGGGGGCGCUCAUGGCACAGUCCUCAAUGAAUAGGAAUGAAUGCAGGUAAAUGCCAAAAUAAUUAUUUAUGUUUGUAGACAAAAAUAUGUACAUGUAUGUUUAAACCUUUGCACACAAUAUUGUUAAUAUGUACAAACUGAAUCGAACUGAACAAAUUUAUGACUUUUUGUUUUGUUUUUUUA
This is a messenger RNA of Oreochromis aureus, 6234 nucleotides long. RefSeq names its product tripartite motif containing 25, like (gene trim25l). The record is from RefSeq and is a predicted model, not a curated record. Gene Ontology annotation, molecular function: protein binding; zinc ion binding. Bases 138 to 2576 code for a protein of 812 amino acids. Lineage: Eukaryota; Metazoa; Chordata; Actinopteri; Cichliformes; Cichlidae. The transcript has 17 exons.